Molecule: messenger RNA, 1224 nt
Organism: Daldinia decipiens
Lineage: Eukaryota; Fungi; Ascomycota; Sordariomycetes; Xylariales; Hypoxylaceae
Product: P-loop containing nucleoside triphosphate hydrolase protein
Exons: 6
Coding region: 1-1224 (407 amino acids)
Biological process (GO): DNA repair; reciprocal meiotic recombination; meiotic DNA recombinase assembly
Cellular component (GO): Rad51C-XRCC3 complex; replication fork; Rad51B-Rad51C-Rad51D-XRCC2 complex
Molecular function (GO): ATP hydrolysis activity; ATP binding; crossover junction DNA endonuclease activity
Source: RefSeq, a predicted model, not a curated record
AUGGACUAUCCGUCCAUCCACGGCCAAGAUAUAUCUAGUUUCGAUCUAACUUCGACUCAUCGGUUGCCAACUGUUUCUGCGGCCCAGGCGCUUGAAGAUCUGGGGACUGAUCCUCAGCGAUUUUUACCGACAAAUAUUGAGGCUCUCGACCAAGCCCUCAAUGAUGUCAUUAGUGAGAGUAGCAGCACCGUACCUCGUCCUGGUGGCCUGCAGAAAGGCCAAGUCAUAGAGAUAUGGGGUCCCCCAGGAUCCGGAAAGACUUCGCUCGGAACCCAGCUCGCUGCAAAUGUCUUACGACAGGGUGAGAAGGUUGUGUGGGUAGAUGGGUUCCAUCCGGUAUCUUCCCGUAGGCUUCAUGAUAUGAUCACUUCUGUUUCGGCAUCAUUAACAGCAGAUCAAUUGGAUGAUUUCGUCCACUUCCAAGCACCGACCCUGGCGCAUCUUAUCGGUCUCCUAUGCAAACCUACGGCAAAUGCGAUUCCUAACAACACGUCCCUCGUCAUAAUCGACACCCUAUCAAGCCUGGUGAACUACGCUUUCCCUAAAAAUUCCGAGAUCCGACAGGCUCAAAAAGGGCCAGGACCUUCGGCUAGAAGGUUGCAAGUCCUUCAGUUCUUGAUUUCGACGCUUCAGAAACUUUCCGCUACGAGGGAUAUUUGCAUCGUAAUUUUGUCUCAGUGCGCUACUCGAAUGCAGUUUGAGCAUGGCGCUACUCUCAUCCCCGCUAUUAAUGCUGGCACUUGGGAACAGGGAAUUGCUACUCGGCUAGUUCUAUUUAGGGACUGGAUAAUGGGGAAUAACACGGUCCACAAUGUCCACUUUGUUGGCAUUCAGAAAUUGAAUGGUAAGAUGACCGCGGGGGGCCUCAGUCAAGUUUUUGCCUUUCAUGUCCAGAGCGACGGUCUUGUUGGUGUCGGCCUGGAUGAGAGCCAAGCAUCCUUGCCUCUGUCCCCAACUUCGCGACAUAAGCGAAAAUUAGGGCAAACCGAUUUUGAGGUUGCAGAUAGCGAAGAUGAAGACUAUGGCUGGGAAGAUGACGAUGAAUUAGAAAUGCCAAGUAUGCCACCCCAAUGGCAGGGAAGCGAGGACAUUCUUCUUGGACAGGCAGAAGACGAUGAUGGCCAGACUGAAGACGGAUUAGAACACCAACUCGGACAUUUAGAAGAGACUACGCUCCGCUUGGGUUCGGAUCUUGCCGGGGAUGAGGAGAGCGGCCCCAGCUAA